GUGUUUUGUUUACAUUAUCAUCAUGUGAAUGUUUCAAUUUUAUUCAAGAAUCAUUUUAUUCUAAUUGUUUCUGGUUAUAUUAAUAAAUAACAACCAUCCAAAACAUCAUCAUCUCCAUUGUAAUAUGUCGUUAAAAAAUCAACAGCAACAAAUUCACGAAAUUCGUUCCAUUGUUUUGGAACAAUAUGAAAAACAUCCUGAAUUAUAUGAUUCAAUUGAUAUUGAAUGGAUCCAAAAUGAUGAUUGGCCAAUCGAAGAAUGUAUACGUAGCGAUAAAUUGUUUAAUAAUUUUAAAAUUCUAAAUGAUGGCCUUCUAUUUCGCAAACAACAACGUCUACCACGAUUGAUUGAAACGGAUUUUCCUGCUGAAUUAUUUCGUAUUGGAUUCGUACAUGGUAAUGGCAAAGAUUAUGAUGGCAAUGAAUUAUUGUUUAUACGAGUAAAAUGUUAUUAUAAAAUUCGAUUACGUGAACAGAUUUUUCGUAAUUUUAUCCUAUUUCAAAUGGAACGCUGUCUUCAUCGAAGCCAUGGUCAUGGUAUAACCAUGAUUGUUGAUUUUAAUGGUUUUAGUUAUGCUAAUAUUGAUCUGGAUUUUAUUAUAUGGGGUGCAAAAUUAUUAACAAAAUUUUGUCCUAAAUCAUUGAAACGUAUUGUCUGUUAUGAUAUGUCAAGAAUUGUUAUACCAUUUUAUAAUAUAUUCAAAAGAUUAUUAUCGGAUGAAAUACAACAACGUUUACGAUUUUGGAAUGAUGAUGAAAUAUUCAAAUAUAUUGAUCGAAACAAUUUGCCCAGAUAUCUGGGCGGUACUUGUCAUCAUUAUCGAAAUGUACCCAUUGAAUGUCAAUCGAUAAUCGAUUAUGGCCAUGAUCAUGAUUGGUCUGAUAAUGAUAUUGGCCAUAUAUUAAAACUAAUUAAACCAAAUCUAGACGAAUCGGAAAUGUUCGAAUGUUCGAAAGAAUGAUUCGGGCUACAAUUUUUGUUGUUCAUUUUUAUAUUUGUUGUCAUUCGAUUUUUAUCAUAAUUACGAUAUAUAUAUGAAUUAAAUAUGAAAAAUGAUCCAAAUUUCGAUUACAAGCGAUUUAUUUCUGUCUCUCUCUCUCUUUCUUUCUAAACAAUUCAUAUUUCUCAAAUCCAAUGUUCGACUCACACCCAGAGAUUGUAUAAAGACAGAAUUGUUCUUUUUUUUUGCUAUCAAUGUUAACAAAAUGACGAAAAUUCAAUUAGUAUACAAAACAAUUAAGACGGAAUUGGAUCCAAAAAUAAAAUA
Messenger RNA from Dermatophagoides farinae (American house dust mite), 1267 nucleotides. The record is from RefSeq and is a predicted model, not a curated record. NCBI's taxonomy places the organism in Eukaryota, Metazoa, Arthropoda, Arachnida, Sarcoptiformes, Pyroglyphidae.